GAAAGGAGACAGGUGUGCAACGGUUUACAUAUCAGUUCCGUAUGCAGUAAUCUUCCGCCAUGUCGCCCGAAGACGAAAAAGACUCUCCAGAGAAAGAGUUCGCCGGUAACACGACUCUACACGGACUCAACAGGAUUGUGAUCGCCCCCAGCAACUACUUCCGGGUCAUGUGGGUUCUAACAAUCCUUGCUUCAUACAGCGGCUUCACCUACAUGCUCAGCUCAAUGAUCAUGGACUACUUCAGCUACGACACCAUCACCGAUACGAAGUUAAAGUUUACCGAUUCCUUACCAUUUCCGGCCGUCACAAUCUGCAACAUGAACAAGUUCGACGCCCAGAAACUGAAGUUAGUAGAGUGGUCUUACCUGUCCCCGUACUUGAUGGGAGCUCAGUACGACAUCCCGACUCUCCUAUCCAUGGGCUACAAGCCUGACGAAACCGUCAACUCUACCAUAGGGAACAUAACAUUGCAAGACUUCGUGCGCGAAAACGGCUUCGACGUCAACUCAGAUCGCAUGGCGAUGUGCUUCUGGAAAGCCGAGGGCUGCACCUAUUUGAACUUUACUCAUUCCUACACCUUCUUCGGCAAUUGCUACACCUUCAACUCCGACAAGUCCAAAAAGCUGUGGCAGAAGAUGGAGGGGUGGGGAAAUGGUCUCAUGGUAUUUGUGGACAUUAGAGAGGAUCAGUACACGGAAAACUAUUUUACUGGAGGGAACUCUGAAAUCGGGCUGAAGCUACUGGUGCAUGACCAAGACGAGCCUCCGAUGAUGGACACCCAGGGCAUCGCCCUCUCGCCGGGCAGCCACGCUUUUAUCAGCGUCCAACGUACAGUGUACGAGAACCACGUGCCUCCGUGGGGGGUCUGCGAGGACCGACAGCUGGAAUAUUACGACACCUACACCUUACCUGCCUGCUAUCAGGAGUGCAGGAGUAAACACAUCAUCACAAACUGCAGCUGUGUUCCCUUCUUCUUACCAGCACACGAGAAGAAGACUUUCCCUGAGUAA
This is a messenger RNA of Branchiostoma floridae (Florida lancelet), 1010 nucleotides long. RefSeq names its product acid-sensing ion channel 1C-like. The transcript is spliced from 9 exons. Gene Ontology annotation, biological process: sodium ion transmembrane transport. Gene Ontology annotation, molecular function: ligand-gated sodium channel activity. The record is from RefSeq and is a predicted model, not a curated record. The coding region runs from base 60 to 1010 and encodes 316 amino acids. Gene Ontology annotation, cellular component: membrane. Lineage: Eukaryota; Metazoa; Chordata; Leptocardii; Amphioxiformes; Branchiostomatidae.